This is a messenger RNA of Colletotrichum chrysophilum, 1509 nucleotides long. RefSeq lists its product as uncharacterized. Gene Ontology annotation, molecular function: protein serine/threonine phosphatase activity. Bases 1 to 1509 code for a protein of 502 amino acids. The record is from RefSeq and is a predicted model, not a curated record. The transcript is spliced from 3 exons. NCBI's taxonomy places the organism in Eukaryota, Fungi, Ascomycota, Sordariomycetes, Glomerellales, Glomerellaceae.
AUGAACUCCCUGAACAUAAUCACCUCGCGCGUGUCUCCGCCGCCGAGUCCGGUCGCUUCGCGAUCCAACUCCCUGGGUUCGCUGGGUCUGACGGUUCAAUCCGACGACAACCAGCAUGACGGCGAGAGCGCAGAGAACCAGGGUGACAGCCACGAAGGGGAAACCUUUCCGCUAGAGAAGACCGCAUUUGAGAAGAACAACGAUGGUCAUGGCAUGGAUCUGGCCAGCGAAGCCACGCCGCUAAUAGGGGAAUCGAAAGAUUCUAGCCUAAGGUCGACUUCAUGGCACUCCUUGCCUCGGCGCAUGGCUGUCAGCUUCAUCAAUUCCAUCCGCUGGGUCUUGUCAACUCUUGCCGCCCCUGGAGUAUAUCUCAUCGCCUGCCUCUACGACGACACGGGCGCAUUCUCGCCCUUUUAUCAGCUAAAGAAGCUGUUCGGUUUCGGCGGUAGCAGCAAGAAGUUUGGGAACGAUUUCACCGAAUCGAGCGCCAUGAACGAGAAAUCAGGAAGGCAAGGGAGCGCCGGGUACGGAGGUGUUGCGUAUUCCAGGCCAGUCGGGUCGUCAGGUUCAUCAUCUUCAGGUCUAUCAUCAGAAUCCGAGUCAGACGCAGAUCGCAGACGGCGUGGAUCCACCAGUCGACACUCUCGGUCCAAGUCUUCAGCGGAGGAAAUCGCGCCGGCAAGAAGGUCCAUUCGCAUUAAGUUGCACAGCGACGAUGCACUGCCGACGCGCAAGCAUAGGAAGACGCAGUCUGCUGCUGCACGUCCUAAGGAAUCCGGCGGCUCCGACAUUUCUGCCCAGCUCAAGUCUCCAACGUCUCCCGCCGGCGCACUGACGAGAUAUCCCAAGACGCCGGCUCCUCCCCGACCCUUGAUUCCCCGCCGUCAGCCGUCAUAUCUGAACAUCGAACCGACCGAUCCCAAAUACCAAAAAACCCUUAUCUUGGACCUCGACGAAACUUUGAUCCACAGCAUGUCUAAGGGAGGCCGCAUGAGUACUGGACACAUGGUUGAGGUCAGACUUAAUCAGACGUAUGUGGGCGCCGGAGGUCAGACGUCCAUUGGACCGCAGCAUCCAAUCCUGUACUGGGUCAACAAGCGUCCGCACUGCGAUGAUUUCCUCAGAAGGGUCUGCAAAUGGUACAAUCUCGUGGUGUUCACGGCUAGUGUCCAAGAAUACGCAGACCCCGUUAUCGACUGGUUAGAGGCAGAGCGAAAGUUCUUCUCGGCGCGUUACUACAGACAACACUGCACCUUUAGACAGGGCGCAUUUAUCAAAGAUCUCAGCUCAGUCGAGCCUGAUCUCAGCAAGGUCAUGAUUCUGGACAACAGCCCGUUGAGUUAUAUGUUUCAUCAAGACAAUGCGAUCCCAAUUCAAGGAUGGAUCAACGAUCCGACAGACAAUGAUUUGCUCCACCUGGUGCCACUACUAGAAGGGUUGCAGUACGUGUCGGAUGUGCGGGCGUUGCUUGCCUUAAGAGGAGGGGAAGACGGUCAGCACAUGGCGUAA